GCACGCUAAGGGGUGUAGGCUUGAGCAGGCCCCUCGCAUGCACGCGCAUGACGUCAGUUGACGAGACAGCGGUCCAGCGAGUUUAGAUCUCUUCCAUUUACAAAGCCGUUUAUAAUCAAUCUUUUCCACACAAUUAACGCUAAGUGAACGAAAUACAUCAUGAAAACUUUUGUUGUGUUGGUGUUGUUUGGUCUGGCUCUUCUGGGGCUUGGCUCUGCACUUCAGUGUUACACAUGUGAUGCCUCAGGAGCCUGUGAUAAACCUCAGUCUUGCAUAUCUGAAGAUUCAUGUCUGUCACUCACUGGAUACGGAGGUUUCAAAGCCAAGCAAUGCAUUAAGUACGCAGAUUGCGAUCUGGUGAAACUCGGCCUAAAAUUCCCUGGUGUUCCCAGCAUUACAUUCAGUUGCUGUACCUCUAACCUGUGUAAUGCAGCCUCGGUGUCAGUUGCCAGCCACUCUGUGCUGGGAAUACUGCUCUCACUUGCACUCUUCUGGUGGUGUGUUCUCUAAAUUGCAAUGUUCACAAAUAGAACCCCAUAAUUUGCACUGUUCCUCCUUUCAAGGACAUCUCAAACGUUCAUAUGCACUUUGCUCAGACAAAUGAACAAGUAUGGGGGGGGGGGGGACUAUUUGUUGGCUACCAAUAAACCUACAAGUUUCUUGAGAAAACAUUCAUAUAAAAGUACUAACGUUUUCUGUUCUCAUUUACAAUUUGACAAUUUAUCACUUUUUUUAGGAUUUUUUUUUUUUUUUGUUUUGUUUUUUUUUUUUGCAAAUCACUAUUCACAGUAUAAUACUAUCUCAAAUUUUUAAUUAAUUUUUUCCCAUUCUGGAAGAAGUGUAUGUAUAUACACCUCGUAUUAUCACAGCAUCUUUUAUCAAGUGUUUGCUCUAGUCUAAUGUACUGGAAUUACUGAAGUAUAGAUGGAAUGUUAUGUACUUAUCUACUAAAAUGAAUGUAUUAUUUUGGAUGUAGAACACACUUGUGGACUGCUUUUUUCAGUAUUUGUGAUGAGAGCAAUUAGAAGUGGCUUUAAUAUGAAAUACAAUAUUGCCAAAGCAUUGAGUUAUUCAAAGCAAACGUGGCUAUAAAUUCAUUCUCACUCAUUUGACUUGAUAAUUCUGAGAUUGUAGAACUGCCAAAAUAAAUAAAGGAUGGGAAUCAAA
Molecule: messenger RNA, 1167 nt
Organism: Myxocyprinus asiaticus (Chinese sucker)
Lineage: Eukaryota; Metazoa; Chordata; Actinopteri; Cypriniformes; Catostomidae
Product: secreted Ly-6/uPAR domain-containing protein 2-like
Exons: 4
Coding region: 160-510 (116 amino acids)
Source: RefSeq, a predicted model, not a curated record